Messenger RNA from Pogoniulus pusillus (Red-fronted tinkerbird), 2748 nucleotides. RefSeq names its product kelch like family member 17 (gene KLHL17). NCBI's taxonomy places the organism in Eukaryota, Metazoa, Chordata, Aves, Piciformes, Lybiidae. The transcript is spliced from 12 exons. The coding region runs from base 369 to 2141 and encodes 590 amino acids. Gene Ontology annotation, molecular function: protein binding. The record is from RefSeq and is a predicted model, not a curated record.
GCUGAGCGGCGGCGCCGGGCGCAGCGAGUGCCCCUGUCCCGCCGUCCCGGCACACGUGCGCGGCGGGAUUCAGCGGCGGCUGCACCGAGGGCAGUCCUCGCACGGCUCCGCGGCGGGGUUAUUCCGGGUGACAGAGGAAGCCGCAGCCCACGGGGCCGCCCCCGGUGUCGGCCCCGUCCCGACGCGGCCCGAGGAGGAGCCGCGCACCUGCCCGCCCCCGCCCCGCCCCGUCUCCCCGCCGCGGGGCCGGCGGCAGCGGUACGGGUAUAACGGUGCCCCGCAGCAUCCCGCGGGCCGCGCCGGGCCGUCGCUGCUGUAGCAGAGCUUGCCAGUGAGAAGGGGCAGCCCUGAGGCUCCUGCCUGCAGCCAUGGAAGGGGCUGUGCAGCUCCUCAACCGCGAGGGCCACAGCAUCUCCCACAACUCCAAGCGCCACUACCACGACGCCUUCGUCUGCAUGAACCGCAUGCGGCAGCGGGGGCUGCUCUGCGACAUCGUGCUCCACGUGGGCACCAAGGAGAUCAAGGCCCACAAGGUGGUGCUGGCGUCCUGCAGCCCCUACUUCCACGCCAUGUUCACAAAUGAGAUGAGUGAGAGCCGCCAGACCCACGUCACGCUGCACGACAUCGACCCCCAGGCCCUGGAGCAGCUGGUGCAGUAUGCCUACACUGCCGAGAUCGUGGUGGGCGAGGGCAACGUGCAGACACUUCUCCCUGCUGCCAGCCUGCUGCAGCUCAAUGGGGUGAGGGAUGCUUGCUGCAAGUUCCUGCUCAGCCAGCUGGACCCAUCCAACUGCCUGGGCAUCCGGGGCUUUGCUGACACCCACUCCUGCAGUGACCUCCUCAAGUCUGCACACAAGUAUGUCCUCCAGCACUUCGUGGAGGUCUCCAAGACAGAGGAGUUCAUGCUGCUGCCUCUGAAACAGGUGCUGGACCUCAUUUCUAGUGACAGCCUCAAUGUGCCAUCAGAGGAGGAGGUGUACAGGGCUGUGCUCAGCUGGGUCAAACAUGAUGUGGACAGCAGAAGACAGCAUGUCCCCAGGCUGAUGAAGUGCGUGCGGCUGCCCCUGCUGAGCCGUGACUUCCUGAUGAGCAACGUGGACACGGAGCUGCUGGUGAGGCACCACUCGGAGUGCAAGGACCUGCUGAUCGAGGCCCUCAAGUACCACCUGAUGCCCGAGCAGAGAGGGGUCCUCAGCAACAGCAGGACGAGGCCACGGCGCUGCGAAGGGGCCAGCACUGUGCUCUUUGCUGUGGGUGGGGGGAGCCUGUUUGCCAUCCACGGGGACUGCGAAGCCUACGACACCCGCACCGACCGCUGGCACAUGGUGGCCUCCAUGUCCACGCGCAGGGCUCGAGUGGGCGUCGCUGCCAUCGGCAACAAGCUGUACGCUGUGGGAGGCUAUGAUGGGACCUCUGAUUUGGCUACAGUGGAGUCCUAUGAUCCUGUCACCAAUUCCUGGCAACCUGAGGUGUCCAUGGGCACCAGGAGGAGCUGCCUGGGGGUAGCAGCACUUCAUGGGCUUCUCUAUGCUGCUGGGGGGUACGAUGGGGCCUCGUGCCUCAACAGCGCAGAGCGCUACGACCCCCUGACGGGCACCUGGACCUCCAUCGCCGCCAUGAGCACCAGGAGGCGCUACGUGCGGGUGGCAACUCUAGAAGGCAACCUCUAUGCUGUGGGGGGAUAUGACAGCUCAUCCCACCUGGCCACAGUAGAGAAGUAUGAGCCCCAGAUCAACACCUGGACGCCCAUUGCCAACAUGCUGAGCCGGCGGAGCAGCGCGGGAGUGGCGGUGCUGGAGGGGCUGCUCUAUGUGGCUGGUGGCAACGAUGGCACCAGCUGCCUCAACUCUGUGGAGCGUUACAACCCCAAAACCAACACCUGGGAGAGCGUGGCACCCAUGAACAUCCGCAGGAGCACCCACGACCUGGUGGCCAUGGAUGGGUGGCUGUAUGCAGUGGGUGGCAACGAUGGGAGCUCCAGCCUCAACUCCAUCGAGAAGUACAACCCCCGAACCAACAAGUGGGUGGCAGCCUCCUGCAUGUUCACUCGCCGCAGCAGCGUGGGGGUGGCCGUGCUGGAACUCCUCAACUUCCCACCCCCUUCCUCGCCCACCCUGUCGGUGUCUUCGACGAGCCUUUGACAAAGAGUCAGGACCUGCCUUACCUCAAGGGGACAGGGCUGUCUGGUGGAGCUCUAGGUCAGCCUGGCCAGCCCCGCGGGGCAGCCGCUCGCUGUAGGAGGAGAGCCAAGGGGGUGCCAGCUGCUGCCGCCAGCCCCAGCGCUCCUGCUGCGCGCCUCGGAGCAGCACCGCCGCGGCAGUUAGAAACCUGCUUCCUGGGUGAGCCCCUUCCUUCUGGAGGGCCAGGAGAGGGGAUGCUCUCUGCUCCAUCCUGCCUCAUCUCACUGCUCACCCCAAGGGCCUAUAGUUGGGGUUUUCUUUGCCCCUUUGGGGAGAGGACACUUGCAAACCAUUGCUGCUUCUCGGGUCCAAGGGAGCCAGCUGCUGCCACAGCUGCGAGCACAGCCAGCCCCGGAGGCUGCCAGGAGUGCCGUGGGGUGGCAGAGGUGGACAGCACUCCUCCCGGGGACACGGCUGAACGUGCAGCUGCUCCUCUGAAUGUCACUGUAGCCAAACUCUUUACCCAGCCUAUCGUGCACUGUUAAAGACUCUGAGGCCACUCUGAGGUUCUCAAUGGUGUCUAAUUGAUGCCUUAAAAUACACUGAGGAAGCCCAGCUAAGGGACAGG